Messenger RNA from Oenanthe melanoleuca, 3674 nucleotides. Its product is annotated as mucin-19-like. The transcript has 11 exons. NCBI's taxonomy places the organism in Eukaryota, Metazoa, Chordata, Aves, Passeriformes, Muscicapidae. The coding region runs from base 141 to 3209 and encodes 1022 amino acids. The record is from RefSeq and is a predicted model, not a curated record.
GGUGCCGGUGCCGGUGCCGGUGCCGGUGCCGUGGGGCGGGCCCGGGCCGGGGGCUGCGGUUCCCGGCGCCUCCGCCCCGCCGCAGCGGGGGCGGGCGGGGGUUUCCUGCCGCCGCCUGGCAGAGCCGCCCGCGCCGCGCCAUGGAGCGGCCCCGGCUCCCGCUGCCCCGGCUCCUGGCUGCUGCAGUGCUCGUGGAAUGCUGCGCGCGGCUUUGCCCCGCUCUGGGCAGCGGAACCAGCUCCGCUCUGAGCGCUGCCGACCCCUGCGCCCACCUGGGCACCGCUACGGGGGAGCGCUGCCAGACAGAUCGCCCGGGGCGAGGAGCCGGCACAGGGCAGGCGCCCGCCCCAGAGGCCGUGGGGCAUCUGUGGACCGAGGCUGAAAUGCUGCCCUUCCCUGGGACCCUCGCCGGGACAGCCCAGCUCUCCAGCCCGCAGGACAGCUCCGGAGGCCCCGGGCAGGGCAGGGAGGGGACAGGGCCGGCGGUGCGGGGUAGAACAAGCACCGAGCCCCUGGGACCCCUGGGACCUGCAGGCACCACUGGACAGGCAGCUGCAGGCAGGGAGCUGCCGUCCCCUGCCAGUCUGGGGGUCACCAGUGCAGGGACCCCAGCCCCUGCGGAGGCAGGGGCAGACCCUGCAGCCACGCACCCCCCGGGCACUGGCCCUGCAGGACAUGUGACAGUAGAAGGUGUCACCACGGUGCAGGGGACACUUUCACAUGCAUCACCCUCUGUGACAGUGCCAGGUUCUGCCAGGGGACAGUGGAGGUCCAGCAGCACCCUGCUGGGAUGGGGGGCCACAGGGACAGCCCUGGUGCCGAGCCAGAAUGACUCUCUCCAGCUCGGUGACAGCAGCCCAGGGACCCGCCCGAGCACCGUGCUGGCCACUGACAGCUCAGCACCAGGGACAACAGGGACAUCUCCCUCUGCUGGGGGGCUGCAGAGGCUGCUGAUCCCCACAGGGACACUGCAGGGGACACACUGGGGGCUGCCAGGGCCGUCAGAAGGACAGGGCUUUGCUCCCCGCCCACGGGAGGGUCCCCGCUCUGCCCCUCUCCCCUCUGCACUGUCCCUUGGGGCUGGUGGGGGCCCUUUGGCCCGCACAACCUGGCCAGCCGUGGGGACAGGCCCAGCCCUGCUGCCUACCUCACGCAGGGACUCAGGUCUGCCUGUCCCCACCACCAUGGCCAGCACCCCAGGGGUGACAUCUCCUGGCCAGGGAGGAGCCCUGGACCUGACUACAGGGGUCUUGGGCCCACCUGACAGAAGGAGUCCCCCUGAGCACAGUCACAUCCCCCUGAGCCCGUCAGCCAUACCAGGGCAGCCCCCUGGUCCCCUGGCCCCUGGCAGCACCACUGUGGCACAGGGUGGGGUGGCACAUGCCAGUCCUGAAUCCUCCCCCACUCCCCUGUCCCCACAGCCUGCCCCAGCCAGUGGCUCUGCAGUGACGCUGCUGUCCACCCCGCUGCCUUCCCCAGGGACUGGCUGGGGGGUUCUGGGACUCGGCCCCACUGUGGGCACCCCCCUGGGAGACCUCUCCCCAGGGCUGCCCCAUUCCAGCUCAAGGGUGGGCCCUGCUGAUAGCCCUCCAUCCCUGGGGGGGACCGAGGUGGGAGUGGGCAGCCUGGCACCCCCCUCAGCGCCUGGGCCUCCUCAGCAGCCAGCUUUAUCCCAGCCUGCAUCUUCCCAGCCUGCAUCUUCCCUGGGACCGACCACUGCUCUUGGUGUCACCACCACUGGUGUCACUGCUACCACCAUCACAACUGCCACCAGCCCAGAAAGGCUCGGGGACAUGGGGGCGGUCACAGCAGAGCCUCGUGCUGCUGUACAGCAAAGUGAUGUGGCGGGGCUGACAUGGGGGUCCCCAGCUCAUGUGCCCACUGUGAUGCCUGGGAUCCCCCAGCAGCCCACAGAUUCCCAGGGUGGGGGCCCUGGGGCUCCCCCAGCUGCUGUGGACACAGACCUGGUCCAGCCAUCGAGCAGCCCCAGAGGGAUGACAGACACUGAUGCCCCCCAGGCUGGGGUGGGCAGGGCCCCCCAGGUGUUCAUCGUGGAGGAUCAGCCCCCACUCCUGAGAGCAUCCCUCCUGCGCAUCCCCUGUGAGCUGGUUCUGGACAUGGGGUUCGUCCCGGCCCUGCAGGACCCCGGCUCCCCGGAGCACCAGGAGCUGCUGCACAGCUUCAACCAGACGGUCACUCCCCUGUUCACGGCGCUGCCCGGGUUCCUGCGGCUGGAGGUGACAGAUAUCAGGGAGGGCAGCGUGGUGCUGCGCUACGAGGCGCUGUUCGCGGCGGAGCAGCUGCCGGGGCCGGGGCUGGACGAGCUCCUGGAGAGCGCGCUGGGCUCUGCCGGUGCCCGGCCGGGGCUGGCGGUGGGCACAGCGCCCGUGCUGCGCCACGGGGCUCUGGCGCGGCCGCUGGACCCCUGUGCUCUGCUCUUCGCUUGCCCGUCCGGCUUCGCCUGCGUGCCCCGGGCGGACGGGAACGUGACGUGCACCUCCCUCUGCCACCGUGACUACUGCAAGAACCACGGCAUCUGCUCCCACGCCCGGGACCACCAGCCCCGCUGCCAGUGCCCCGUGGGCAGCGAUUUCUGGUUCAUGGGGCUGCGCUGUGACUACCGGGUGACACAGCAGGGCCUGCUGGGCAUGGCGGCCGGGGUCCUGCUCAGCAUCCUCCUCCUGGGCGCCGUCCUCGCCGCUGUCGCCGUCCGCCGCUUCAAGGCGCUGCUGCUGGAGGCCAGGGCGGACCAGACCCGCAGCAGCUAUCGCCGUUUCUGCCGCCUGGACGAUGUCUCUGCCCAGUACUGGUCCCGCUCGGGGCUGCCCUCGGCCAGCUCGCUGGACAACCCGGCCUUCAGCAACUCGGAGGAGCUGCUGCACCUCCAGGUGCUGGACAGCGGCUGCUGCGGCUGCCGGGGGGACUCGGGCGGUGCCAAGCGGGGCCCGGCGCCCUGUGCCCACCCGCACUGCCAGCCCAGUUUCCAUUACGACUGGGACACCAGCUCCAGCAGCAUGAAUGACCCUAUGGUGGACUCGGGGAAAGCCAGUGACAUCUCCGUGUCGAGCUGGCCCAUGGAGCCCAUCCAGUGGGCUCCCUUCCCUCUCCUCCACCAGCUUUCCAGGCAGCGGCAGCACAAGGCUCGCUGGCCGCAGUCGUUCAGCGAGGGGCUGGAGCUGGGCACGCUGGAGCGGAGCUGGACAGCCUGAGGCCACGGACAACACUCAGCCACGAGGUUCAGCUUUAAAACCAACCACAUUUUAUUUCCACGUAACGAGCUCAGUGAAGGAAUUCCACACACUUGGACGAUACAAUCAACGCGGGUGUGAUGUCAGUGAUGUCAGUCCCAGCGGGGCAGGGCCCGGCCAGCCCGGCCCCGGUUCCUGUCCGCGCCUCGCCAGCUCUGGCUGGGACUGCGGACUCCAGAGCAGGCAGAUACAGAGAGGUGUCAGGACACACAGUGCUGGCAUCCACCAGGUCAUGACUUAGAGGGGCAGUCUGGCAGAAAGGCUGGCGGUUCUGGAGGGCACAUCAGCUCUGGGCACAUGGGCUCUGUCCCACGGCCGCCGCAGGGAGAGACGCGAGAGCGCUGCUGCGUCGUUCAUCAUGAUUCAUGUCAAUGAGGUAUAAACACCAGGAUGUUGUAAGCAUUAAAGUUUAUUUUCCAAAAUGCU